CGCAAAGCACACUAUCGAUGGAAAACAUGAACAUCAUCGACAUAAAUGUCAUCAUCAAAAUGCGAUUAAUGAUAUGUUGUCGGAAUCCAAUGCAAUGAUAACCGCUAACAAGCCACAGCAGAUAACAAUAAUCGAUGAGAAAUGCAAAAAAAACAAUGUAGUCCUACAGGAUACUAUUCUGAAAACAACGUGCACAACGUCGGCGGAUAAAUUAAAAAAUAAUAUUGAUUCGCAGCAAGAAAAUUCUUUAAAUAAGAAGACAGAUUCCAACACGAUUUCAGAAAUUGAUAAGAAUGAUACCAAGUAUAAACUGAUGAAAUUCAAAACAUCUCAAAAACAGGAGAACAUAAGCAACAUCGAUACUAAUAAAAAAAUGCAGACUAAACAAAAUUUUGAUUGUAUGAAACACGAAGAAGUUGCAGUUCUUUCUCGAUGUCAGUCAAAUAAAGAUUGCGUGACAAUGAGCACAAACAAGCAAAUGGAUUUUCGUUAUGAUACAGGAAAACUAUUCACAAAGCGACAUGAUGGACUUAAAAAAAAAAACUAUCGAUUUCCUCAUGAUGCAAAAAGUUUUACUCAUGAUUGUUAUGAAAAUUCAUCGAUUACAAAUGAUCGGGUUAAACCAGUCUUAUUGCGAGUUGUAAACUGGUUUUUUGGUGGUUGCCCAGAGGCAUCAAAACGACACCGAGAAUAAAUUGACGAAGUCGAAAAGGAAGAAAUUUUCGAAUCUACCAACACGUGGCUCCUC
Messenger RNA from Atta colombica, 748 nucleotides. RefSeq lists its product as uncharacterized. Lineage: Eukaryota; Metazoa; Arthropoda; Insecta; Hymenoptera; Formicidae. The record is from RefSeq and is a predicted model, not a curated record. Bases 74 to 694 code for a protein of 206 amino acids. The transcript has 6 exons.